AAAGUCUCCCAAGGUCAUCUAAUUCCAUCUCCUUCUUAUGAAAUAGAAAGUAAUCAAUCCCAACUUAGCAAUAAUAGAAACGGGCAUAUUCUGGGUGAGAUGUCUGCAAAUUCUGAAUAUGGGAAUGAUUUUGAAAAUAAUGCUAAUCUUUCUGUGCACAAUGAAAUUCAGAAAGAUGAACGGUCAUGUUCUGAAAGAGAGAAAACUUUUAAUGUGCUAUCAAGUGUUGCUGAAAAUCAGACAAAUGACACAGGAGAGAAGCCAUAUUCAUGUUCAGAAUGUGGAAAGUGUUUUUGUCAGAAAUCAAAUCUUGUUGAACAUCAGAAAACUCACAUAGGAGAGAAGCCAUUUUCAUGUUCGGAAUGUGGGAAGUGUUUUCGUCUGACAGCACAUCUUGUGAGACAUCAGAGAAUUCACACAGGAGAGAAGCCAUAUUCAUGUUCAGAAUGUGGGAAAUGUUUUAGUCGGAAAUCACAUCUUGUUGGACAUCAGAAAACUCACACAGGUGAGAAGCCAUUUUCAUGUUCGGAAUGUGGGAAGAGGUUUAGGAGUAAACAUUAUCUUAAGAUACACCUGGGAACUCAUACUGGGGAGCAGCAAUAUUCAUGUUCAGAAUGUGGGAAAUGUUCUAGUGAUAAAUCAAGUUAUGUGAUACAUCAGAGAAUUCAUACAGGAGAGAAUCCAUAUUCAUGUUCAGAAUGUGGAAAGUGUUUUCGUCAGAAAUCGCAUCUUGUGAGACAUCAGAGAGUUCACACAGGGGAGAAGCCAUUUUCAUGUUUAGAAUGUGGGAAAUGUUUAAGUCGGAAAUCACAUCUUGUUCAACAUCAGAAAACUCACACAGGAGAGAAGCCAUUUUCAUGUUCGGAAUGUGGGAAAUGUUUUAGUAACAAAUCAAAUCUUGAGGUACAUCAGAGAAUUCACACCGGGGUUAAGCCAUUUUCAUGCCCUGAAUGUGGGAAAUAUUUUAAUCAUAAAUCAGAUCUUGUGAAUCAUAUGAGAAAUUACACUGGCGAGAAGCCAUUUCCAUGUCCUGAAUGUGAAAAGUGUUUUAAUUCGAAAGCACAGCUUGAUAAACAUCUGAGAACUCACACAGGAGAGAAGCCAUAUUCGUGUCCUGAAUGUGAGAAAUGUUUUAGUAUUAAAUCACAUUUUGUGCAACAUCAAAGAAUUCACACAGGAGAGAAGCCAUUUUCUUGUCCCGAAUGUGAGAAGUGUUUUAAUAACAAAUCAAGUCUUGUGCAACAUCAGAGAAUUCACACCGGAGAGAAGCCAUUUUCUUGUCCCGAAUGUGAGAAGUGUUUUAAUAACAAAUCAAGUCUUGUGCAACAUCAGAGAAUUCACACCGGAGAGAAGCCAUUUUCAUGUCAAGAAUGUGGGAAAUAUUUUAGUAUUAAAUCAUAUUUUGUGCAACAUCAAAGAAUUCACACAGGAGAGAAGCCAUUUUCUUGUCCCGAAUGUGAGAAGUGUUUUAAUAACAAAUCAAGUCUUGUGCAACAUCAGAGAAUUCACACCGGAGAGAAGCCAUUUUCUUGUCCCGAAUGUGAGAAGUGUUUUAAUAACAAAUCAAGUCUUGUGCAACAUCAGAGAAUUCACACCGGAGAGAAGCCAUUUUCUUGUCCCGAAUGUGAGAAGUGUUUUAAUAACAAAUCAAGUCUUGUGCAACAUCAGAGAAUUCACACCGGAGAGAAGCCAUUUUCAUGUCAUGAAUGUGGGAAAUAUUUUAAUGAAAAAUCAAAUCUUGAUUCACAUCUGAGAAAUCACACAGUAGAAAAGCCAUUUUCAUGUCCAGAAUGUGAGAAGUGUUUUAGUGAGAAAUCAAAUCUUGUUCGACAUCAGAAAACUCACGCAGGGGAGAAGCCAUUUUCAUGCACUGAAUGUGGAAAGUGCUUUAGUGAGAAAUCAAGUUUUGUGAGACACCUGAGAAUUCACACAGAAGAGAAGCCUAUUUAAUAUGCAGAAUGUGGGAAAUGCUUUGGCUGUAAAUUAAAGGGGUUGUCCGGGCUUUUAACCCCUUCAUGUAUUAUGAUGUUACUGUA
This is a messenger RNA of Bufo bufo (common toad), 2036 nucleotides long. Its product is annotated as oocyte zinc finger protein XlCOF7.1-like. The record is from RefSeq and is a predicted model, not a curated record. Bases 100 to 1950 code for a protein of 616 amino acids. Gene Ontology annotation, molecular function: DNA-binding transcription activator activity, RNA polymerase II-specific; RNA polymerase II cis-regulatory region sequence-specific DNA binding. Gene Ontology annotation, biological process: regulation of transcription by RNA polymerase II. Gene Ontology annotation, cellular component: nucleus. The transcript has a single exon. Lineage: Eukaryota; Metazoa; Chordata; Amphibia; Anura; Bufonidae.